GAGAGAGAGAGAGAGAGAGAGAGAGAGAGAGUGUUGAACUUUGGACUGCAGCUGAGGGGUGAGGUAAACAACAGGACUAUAAAUGUCAGCUUCUCGCUGAGGCUUUGUAGAGCUGCCCUAGCCAAGCAAAGAGAAAGGAAGCAGGCUGGUGGGAAGGCGUUGCGACAGCUUCGGCCAUGUGGAAAGGCCUGGGGCUUGCCCUGGCUCUCUGUCUUCUCCCCUAUGGAGGGACAGAGAGCCAAGACCAGAGCCCUGUUUGUAAGCCACCUCCAGCCUGGAGCAUAAAAGAUCAAAAUCCAAUGCUGAACUCCAUGGGUAGAGUGACCGUGGUUGCUCUUCUUCAGGCCAGCUGAUACCUGUGCCUGCUGCAGGCGUCCAGAUUGGACGAUCUGCGAAUAAAACUAGACAAAGAAGGGUAUUCUAAUGUUUCUUACAUUGUUGUUAAUCAUCAAGGAAUCUCUUCCCAAUUAAAAUACAUUCAUCUUAAAAAUAAGGUGUCAGACCAUAUUCCUGUUUACCCACAAGAAGAAAACCAAACAGAUGUCUGGACUCUCUUAAAUGGAAACAAAGAUGACUUCCUUGUAUAUGACAGAUGUGGCCGUCUUGUGUAUCAUCUUGGUUUGCCAUAUUCUUUUCUAACUUUCCCCUAUGUUGAAGAAGCCAUUAAGAUCGCUUACUGUGGAAACAAGUGUGGAAUUUGCUCUUACACGACCCUGAAAGAUGAAGACUUCUGUCAAAAUGUAUCCUCAGAUCCUGAGGGUAAAGCCACUGAGACUCCAAAGCCACAUUACCAUUAUAAGCACCAUCACAAACAUGGGCAUCAGCAUCUUGGGAGCAGCAAGCUUUCAGAGAAUCAGCAACCAGGAGAUCCAGAUACUCCUACACACACCCAUCCUUUAGGCCUUCAUCACCACCAUAAGCUUGUGAGUCAGGGUCACUCUGAGAGCUGAGAAAUGGCAGGGAGUGAAGGUUUACAACUUUCACUUGCACAAAGGAAGCUCUGACGAAAGGGAUGCAUAAACCAAUUACUGUGUAAGUUGUCUAAGGAGUCUGGCACAGCUACUAGUAGCUGUUGCUGCCAUUGUCGACACCUCAUAUUUGAAAGAUCAGGGUCUGCAAUCACCUGACAGUGUGCCGAAAGCCUCCCAUCUUUAUGUAGCUGACAGGGACUGUUUGCGGAGGAGAAAGUGAUUGAAUCUUGUCAGUGCCGAUCACCACCAGCUGCCUGACAAAGCCAGCAACUGAGCCCCACAGAAGUCAGCCCCAACUGAAGCUGAAAUAAUAGGACCAAAAAGUGAAAAUGACGUUCAAACUAAAUAUUUAAACUAAAAAUUUGAGAACUCAAAUGUAAACACCCUAAAUCAGUCUAUAGACAGUUUCAUUUUGAGCAUUUUUACAACCCACCUAAUUAAUCUGAACUAAAAGUAGGAAUUGGAUUUGUAUAAACAUGGAGAAAUCUACUGAAUUGGCUUCUAAAUUUAAAAUUUAAUGCCACAAAAAUUUUGACCCAAAUCAUAUUUUUAUUAUGGGGCACCUGAAAAGUGAUUGCAGCAUUUGGUUAAUGUGUCUUUCUUUUUCUUUUUCCAGUAUUCUAUUUACAUUGAUGAGAACAGAAACGUAAACUAUGACCUAGGGGUUUCUGUUGGAUAGCUAGUAAUUCAGAAUGGAGGAAGAAUGACAAAGACGUAUUUUCCAGUUUUUUCUUAUCUUUUAAAAUAUAGGAUCUUUGCCUUUUAUAAUCCUAUAUUUUUAACAGAUUAAAUCUCUAAAAUCUAAGAUCCAGAAGUACUUAUUUUGCAAAAAACUACAUGACCACAUUUUUAAUAUCUACUUAUCUUUUUUAUAUCUAAGACUCAUCUUUACUUUCACUACCAUAUAUCUUUGUAUCUUUAUCUAGCAUUGUAUUGCUCUUCUGAAUUGUGUCUUGAAAGAUGAAAUGGAAGAAAAGCAUGUUGUUAAUCUGCAUACUGUGUAGGGAUGUAUUUCCAUAGUCAAUGAUGGUUUAAUAGGGAAACUAAACUUAUGAACCUGAACUCGUUAUGGCUAAUGUCAUUCCACAAGAAUGAAGUACAGAACUGGGUAUGGUAUGGAUUUAUCUGAAUAAAUGCAAUUUAAAAAAACUUAA
Molecule: messenger RNA, 2125 nt
Organism: Nannospalax galili (Upper Galilee mountains blind mole rat)
Lineage: Eukaryota; Metazoa; Chordata; Mammalia; Rodentia; Spalacidae
Gene: Selenop
Product: selenoprotein P
Exons: 5
Biological process (GO): selenium compound metabolic process
Cellular component (GO): extracellular region
Molecular function (GO): selenium binding
Source: RefSeq, a predicted model, not a curated record